AUGGCUGUACGCAUGCUCUGGCUAUGGGCCAGCCUACUGGCAAUUUCUGCACUCGCCGAAGAGUGCAAUCGCGAUUUCGAAAUAGAGUACGCCGACAACACCAAAUCGCUCUUCAACAACUGCACCACAAUCGUCGGCAACAUCGACCUGGGCGAAGGAUUCAAGGGCCCGAUCACAAUGGGCGACGUCGUAAAUAUCACAGGGACAAUCACGCUGCGGGCCCCUUCGACUGAUGACCCGAUGGGGAGGUCUAGCGUACACCGUCUUGAGGCCCCAGCGCUCGAAUACCUGGGUGGCUUGGUGAUUCCCGAUACAGAACUUGGCGAUGUGUCCCUGCCGAAGUUGAAGAACGUUACGGGGGAGAUAUCGAUCUCCCCGUCGAAUUCCGCCGGCAGUGAAGUUGAGUUGCGUUUUGCGGCGUUGGAGGAGGCUGGUGGGAUUGAUAUUGGGUUGGAUUAUAUGAUUUACGACGAUGGGAGUUAUCCGCUCCCAAGACUAGGCGUUGACAUGCCGUCGCUGCGUUCUGCGGAGUAUAUUCGACUCUGGGGAUAUGUAAACAGCAUUAACAUGCCGGAGCUCACCACAGUCGGCCAGCCCGUGGAUACCAGGCACACCGAUCGUAGUGGGCUCGAGAUCCAACUCGCAGAGAAGGGAGACAUAUUAGAUAUUAGCCUUCCAAAGCUUGAAUCGGUUGAAUCAAACCUCACGCUUUCUGGCAAUAUAAGGCAGCCCCAACUGGAUUCCCUGACGAAGACCUCCGCCAAUAUCACUAUAGACACCUCAUCUCGUCUGGCCCUAUCGCUACCACUCAUUGAAGCCAAGACAAUUACACUAAACGGCACCAUUUACUCCGCCUCGUUCUCCGACAUCCAACGUUUCGAAUCCGUCACAGUCACCUCCCAACUUGACGACUUCGAUUGCGACCAAUUCAAAGAGCGGCUGAAUCAGGCAUCCAGUCCAGGCAGUAUAUCCUGCACCGCAGGCCCUCCGUCGAAGAGUCUUAGCUCGGGGGCGAAGAUCGCGUUGGGGGUUACCAUACCGAUUGUCAUGGUCCUGGUGGCGACUGCCAUGGCACUUGUGCUUCGGCGGCGUCGUAGUGUCAAGGACAAAGAGACUAUCGCGGCUUCUGGCACGGAGGGUCCUCCUCCUUAUAAUAUCGCGAUGCGGCCAUUGCCCCCGAGGGCUGAGGCCGCAGCGCCACCGCCGUAUUCUGCUAGUUAA
This is a messenger RNA of Aspergillus puulaauensis, 1221 nucleotides long. RefSeq lists its product as uncharacterized. Lineage: Eukaryota; Fungi; Ascomycota; Eurotiomycetes; Eurotiales; Aspergillaceae. The coding region runs from base 1 to 1221 and encodes 406 amino acids. The transcript is spliced from 5 exons. The record is from RefSeq and is a predicted model, not a curated record.